CCGAUUGGCUAAUUGCUGGGGCAGAACUUCCCAAAUGUUGCGAAUUCGGGAGGGGGGCGGUGUAUCAGGAGGCGGAAGUGCUGCCUUCGAGUCCUCCCCAGGAAGGGCGGAAGUGAAUGGCGUGGAGGAAGUGGCUACAGUGAGGGCGGAAAGCGGGGUGGCGGGCUCCGAGGCGAGGUUCUGUACAUGCCGGUCUGUGGUCCCACCGCGCUGUGACCAUGGAACUCAGCGCUAACUACCUCCGUGAGAAACUGCAGCGGGACCUAGACGCAGAGCAUGUGGAGGUGGAGGACACGACUCUCAACCGUUGCGCGACCAGCUUCCGAGUCCUGGUGGUGUCGGCUAAGUUCGAGGGAAAGCCACUGCUCCAGAGACACCGGCUGGUGAAUGAGUGCUUAGCGGAAGAGCUCCCGCACAUCCACGCCUUUGAGCAGAAAACUCUGACCCCAGAACAGUGGACCCGAGAGCGGCAGCAAUGAGGGGCUCAGGCCUGAACAGCCAUUAAAUUGUGUAUCUGGUCCAGCAGGUUUCAGUGUGCUCCGAGACUGAGUCAAGGGCGUGGCUUUUCCCCGACUCUCCCGCC
Acomys russatus (golden spiny mouse) is the source of this 583-nucleotide messenger RNA. RefSeq names its product bolA family member 2B (gene Bola2b). The record is from RefSeq and is a predicted model, not a curated record. The transcript has 3 exons. Bases 219 to 479 code for a protein of 86 amino acids. NCBI's taxonomy places the organism in Eukaryota, Metazoa, Chordata, Mammalia, Rodentia, Muridae. Gene Ontology annotation, biological process: intracellular iron ion homeostasis. Gene Ontology annotation, molecular function: 2 iron, 2 sulfur cluster binding. Gene Ontology annotation, cellular component: cytosol; nucleus.